AUGUAUAGAGAGAUUCAAAUGAAGAAAAUAUUUAACAACACCUAUUUACUUGGAGUGGUCUUUUUUAUCAUAUGGGUCUUCCUAUCAAUGGUUUACAUAACAUUAAUAAAUCCUUACUCACUUGAAUUUUCCCAAAUCAUAUAUAUACUUUGGAUUCCAUUUUUCAUAUUUUAUUUGAUGGUUGGAUGGUCAAUGGUCAGAUGCGUAAUAAGUGAUCCUGGAAAAGUUCCCAUUUAUUGGGGAGUUUUAUUGGACGAUUAGGAAUAAAAGAAAAGACGAUAUUGUUUAAUUUGCCAUAUUUUUAAACCUGAACGAUGUCACCAUUGCUCAACAUGUCAAAGAUGUGUUUUAAAUAUGGAUCAUCAUUGUCCAUGGAUUGGAAAUUGUGUGGGAUAUCAAAAUCGUAAGUUUUUUAUUUUGUUUCUUUUCUAUAUAAAUUUAACAGUCUUAUUUGGCAUUGGAAUCAUCGCCUUCUAAGUUUAUCCAAUUAUUAUGGAUCUUAUCUUUGUAGAUUGGAGACUUCUAAUUGAGAAAUAUAAUGUUAUCCCUACUCUCUUACUAGCAUCAAUCAUUCUUGUAUUCGGAGUAGUCAUAUUCAAUUUCUUUCUGUUUCACUUAGAUUUAGUUUCAACUAACAAAACAACCAUAGACACUUUGGAGGUAAGAAGAAAUGGAAACAACCCCCAAAUUCCUCUGAAUGCUUAUGACAUAGGAUUCAAAGAAAACUGGUUAUAAGUCAUAGGAAUUAAUUCUUGGCUCUGGCCUUUCCCAAUGUUCGGAGAAAGCGGAAGACCAAAAGGAGAUGGAGUUAGGUGGGAGCGUAAUUAAAACUAAUUAACAAUGACCGAAUAGAAUGUUACCCACAGAACCUAAACAAACUAAAAUUAAAGAAGCGAAAUGACUUAGCCUCAAUAAAGAGUUUGA
Messenger RNA from Paramecium tetraurelia, 924 nucleotides. RefSeq lists its product as uncharacterized. NCBI's taxonomy places the organism in Eukaryota, Ciliophora, Oligohymenophorea, Peniculida, Parameciidae. The record is from RefSeq and is a predicted model, not a curated record. The transcript has 5 exons. Gene Ontology annotation, molecular function: palmitoyltransferase activity.